GCGAUCCUUCCGACGGAACCGACGCCACCGCAGCACAGCAUCAAACGGUUUCCCCCGUGGCCCUCCUUCUCCUUCUCCUUCCAACGGGAACACACGAGCACAAACCGCCGCAUCUUCCUCUCCCAUCUCAACUCCCUCCUCCCAUGGCCUCCGGCGUCCACGCGGCGGCGGAGGGCGUCGCCGCGCUCGGGAUCUCCGCCGAGUGGGCCGAGCCCUGCCCCGCGCUGCGCCGGAACCUGCACCUCCUCUCCCACGACCAGGUUGAGCUUGCGAAGAUGCUGCUGAAUAAAGGUCAGGGGCACUUGUUUGAAAACUGGCCAGAGCCAGGUGUCGACGAUGACAAGAAGAAAAGCUUCUUUGAUCAGGUUUCCCGACUUAACUCAAGCUAUCCUGGUGGGCUGGCAGCAUACAUCCAGAAUGCCAAAAAGCUUUUAGCAGAUUCCAAGGCAGGACAAAAUCCAUAUGAUGGUUUCACACCUUCUGUUCCGUCAGGGGAAGCAUUGACUUUUGGUGAUGAAAACUUUGUGUCACUGGAAGCAGCUGGGGUAAAAGAAGCACGCAAUGCUGCAUUUGUUCUUGUAGCUGGUGGUCUUGGUGAAAGACUUGGUUACAAAGGAAUUAAGGUAGCACUCCCCAGGGAAACAACCACUGGGAAAUGUUUUCUUCAACAUUACAUAGAGUCUAUUCUGGCUUUACAAGAGGCGAGCUGCAAAAUGGAGGGCGAAUGCCAUACGAAGAUCCCAUUUGCUAUUAUGACUUCCGAUGAUACAAAUGCACUGACCAUCAAGCUUUUGGAAUCAAACUCGUAUUUUGGAAUGGAACCAUCACAAGUGAAAAUUCUAAAGCAGGAAAAAGUGGCAUGUCUAGCUGACAAUGAUGCAAGGCUUGCAUUAGAUCCAAAUGACAAGUACAAGAUUCAGACAAAGCCACAUGGGCAUGGAGAUGUUCAUUCCCUUCUUUAUUCAAGUGGAUUACUCGAGCAAUGGAAGAAUACAGGACGGAGAUGGGUCCUCUUUUUCCAGGACACAAAUGGAUUGCUCUUUAAUGCAAUACCAUCAGCAUUAGGUGUCAGUGCGACCAAGGGCUACAAUGUUAAUUCUCUUGCAGUUCCUCGAAAGGCAAAGGAAGCCAUUGGUGGAAUAACCAAACUUACUCAUGCUGAUGGUAGAACAAUGGUGAUCAAUGUGGAGUACAAUCAGCUUGAUCCACUCCUUCGUGCAACUGGGCAUCCUGAUGGAGACGCAAAUUGUGAAACAGGCUAUUCUCCAUACCCUGGAAAUAUAAACCAGCUGAUACUCGAGCUUGGACCAUACAUUGAGGAGCUCAAGAAAACACAUGGCGCCAUUUCUGAAUUUGUAAAUCCAAAGUAUACUGACUCUACCAAGACAGCAUUUAAAUCCUCCACUCGUCUUGAGUGCAUGAUGCAAGACUAUCCGAAAACACUACCUCCAACGGCAAAAGUUGGGUUUACGGUGAUUGAUGCUUGGCUUGCAUAUGCUCCUGUAAAGAACAAUCCUGAAGAUGCAGCUAAAGUUCCAAAAGGCAAUCCUUUUCAUAGUGCAACCUCAGGAGAGAUGGCAAUUUACAGGGCAAACAGCCUCAUUUUAAGAAAGGCCGGUGCACAGAUAUCUGACCCUGUAGUCAGCACUUUCAAUGGUCAAGAGGUAGAGGUCUGGCCACGCGUGACCUGGAGCCCGAGGUGGGGUCUUACGUUCAAGGACGUCAAGCAAAAGGUGCACGGCAACUCUUCAGUUUCUCAGAGAUCGGUUCUGGUCAUCAAUGGCCGGAAUGUCGUCAUCGACGGUCUUUCCUUGGACGGCGCUCUUAUUGUCAACUCGGUCGACGAAGCAGAGGUCAAAGUCACGGGUCAGGUGGAAAACAAAGGCUGGAUCAUCCAGCAUGUCGACCACAGGGACACCUCGGAGAAGGAAGAGACGAGGAUCCGCGGGUUCAAGUUUGAGAAGGUUGAGCAGCUGGAGGUGAACUACACCGAGCCGGGAAAGCAUUGCCUGAGCCCAUGAAGGGGCAUGGAUGGCUGGUGGUUGACAUGGUCCCUCUGCCAAUUUGCAGCUGGGAAUAGUAAGUACAUUACAUUGUCCUCCCAGAAUUGGGUGGCCUUCAUUAUUAGUGUCAUGUGAUAAUAGCAAUAAGCUGGAGCCAUUUCUUUGCCUUCCAAUGUAAUACUGUACUAAUAAGAGCAAAGCUGCUUCAGCAACCAGGCAGUCACCGACUCACCGUUGCUCAUGUAAAUUUGUAUGGAUAUUUAUUUAUAGUCGUCGUUCGUUUCUUCUUCUUUAUGUAAAGUAAACAAUGUUGAUAUUUCAUAUUGGGGUUUGAGGCUGGUAUAC
Messenger RNA from Triticum dicoccoides, 2348 nucleotides. RefSeq names its product UDP-sugar pyrophosphorylase-like. The coding region runs from base 144 to 2021 and encodes 625 amino acids. The record is from RefSeq and is a predicted model, not a curated record. Lineage: Eukaryota; Viridiplantae; Streptophyta; Magnoliopsida; Poales; Poaceae. The transcript has 17 exons. Gene Ontology annotation, biological process: UDP-N-acetylglucosamine biosynthetic process. Gene Ontology annotation, molecular function: UDP-N-acetylglucosamine diphosphorylase activity.